AUGUCGAAGGCAACGACAAAAUUCUCGAAAGAGGAGGAAAUCUUGCUCAAUUCAUUCUCGGCCGAUGUCUCAGCUCAGGGUUCAGCUCUCUUCUUGGUGAACUCUUUCGUCACGGCUGUGGCUCCCGUCUAUCUCUUCUAUGGAGUUCAUCAAUUGGAGGUAUCUGAUGGAUGGAUUGUGUGGACUGUGGCUGUUCUUGCUGCCACUUAUCUCCUCACUUGGGCGUCAAAGAACCAAAAACAUCAGCUCAAACACAAAUUGGUUCAAAAGAGGACACAAGCCGUUGAGAGAGAAAUCAACAAAAAGUACGCCGACGACAAGAAGAUCAGUCGCAAAGAGAAAGAGGAACGUGCCCUCUUCCGCCGUAACGAGGUUGCUGACAGUGAGUCAACGUGGUUGUCAAUCUUCUUCAACAAUGUUCUUUUCAUUUCUCUUCUUCUCGUUCUUUCAUUCUUCUUCUUUGCCAAUUUCAAUCCUCUCUUCAACUCAUUUUUCUCAAUUGUCGGAGCUGCCGGUGUUGUUGCUUUCAUCUCGACUUCCAAGAAC
Molecule: messenger RNA, 546 nt
Organism: Mesorhabditis belari
Lineage: Eukaryota; Metazoa; Nematoda; Chromadorea; Rhabditida; Rhabditidae
Source: the annotation of a GenBank genome assembly